Messenger RNA from Ictalurus punctatus (channel catfish), 2065 nucleotides. RefSeq names its product serine/threonine-protein kinase 32B. The record is from RefSeq and is a predicted model, not a curated record. The coding region runs from base 274 to 1542 and encodes 422 amino acids. The transcript has 12 exons. Lineage: Eukaryota; Metazoa; Chordata; Actinopteri; Siluriformes; Ictaluridae. Gene Ontology annotation, biological process: G protein-coupled receptor signaling pathway; protein phosphorylation; regulation of signal transduction. Gene Ontology annotation, molecular function: G protein-coupled receptor binding; G protein-coupled receptor kinase activity; ATP binding.
UCUCUCUCUCUCUCUCUCUCUCUCUCUCUCUCUCUCUCUCUUCCACUGAGUGAAUGCAGGUUUCUCUCAGAGUGUAAAUGUCCAGUGCAAGCAGCAGUUCGCUCUGUGAUGGAUCUAUAAUGGAUGUAUGAGGGCUGUACAAUGACUGUAUGAUGAUAGUGUGAUGGCUGUAUGACUGCUGUGUGAUAAAUAUGAUGUAGAUGUGAUGUAAAUGUUGUCCUGCACUGUGGGAUGUUGGUUCCCACUGUAAGGGAAAUCCUGCGCGUGGGCUGAAUGCACCGGAAUAUGGGCGUGAAUCAGACACGCGAGUUGCCGGUGUUUGAUCAAGAUGAAGACGUGAACUUUGAUCACUUCCAGAUUCUCAGGGCCAUUGGUAAAGGGAGUUUUGGUAAGGUGUGUAUUGUGCAGAAGCGUGACACAAGGAAGCUGUAUGCGAUGAAAUACAUGAACAAACACGCGUGUGUGGAGCGUGACGAGGUGAGGCACGUAUGCAGGGAGCUGCAGAUCCUGCAGGAGAUACAGCACCCAUUUCUUGUCAACCUGUGGUAUUCAUUCCAGGAUGAAGAGGACAUGUUUAUGGUCGUGGAUCUGUUACUGGGUGGAGAUCUGCGCUACCACUUGCAGCAGAAUGUCCAGUUUAAAGAGGAGACAGUAAAACUAUACAUCAGUGAGCUAGCAUUGGCACUCAGCUACCUACAGUCCUGCCACAUCAUCCACCGUGAUAUAAAACCAGAUAACAUUCUGCUGGAUGAGCACGGUCAUGUCCACAUCACAGACUUUAACGUUGCCACAUUACUAAAAGACUCGACAAGGGCUUCGUCUAUGGCAGGAACCAAACCGUACAUGGCCCCAGAGAUGUUCCAGUCAUUUGUGGAUGGUGGUCCUGGUUAUUCUUAUGCUGUGGACUGGUGGGCUUUGGGCAUCACAGCAUACGAGCUCUUACGAGGAUGGAGGCCGUAUGAUAUCCACUCCAGCACAGCCGUUGAGGACAUCAUGAGCAUGUUCCGCUGUGAACGUGUACGCUACUCAACCUCCUGGUCUAAUGGCAUGGUGAAUCUUCUGCGCUUGCUGCUCAGUAAAGACCCAGAUAUACGGCUGUCAUGUGUGUCGGACAUGCAGCGCGUUCCGUACCUGGCGGAUAUGAACUGGGAUGCUGUGCUGGAGAAAGGAGUUUCACCAGGAUUUACCCCCAACAGGGGACGUCUGAACUGUGACCCAGUAUUUGAGUUAGAAGAAAUGAUUCUGGAGUCGAAGCCGCUGCACAAAAAGAAAAAACGACUGGCCAAGGGCAAACGCACCAACAAAUCAUCCAGCACACUGCCACCCCACAUGCAGCAGCGUCUAGAAACUGUCAGAAAGGAGUUCAUCAUCUUCAAUAGAGACAAGUUACAGAAGCAGAGUGACGGUGCAAAGAAAAGAUCGUCACUAAAAAGAGAGGAAAAACUGCAGGAAGGACACAGCAACAACGACACCCACACUGUCAAAGCUAAAACGAAAACACACAAAGACUUGGCGAAAACACUGAGUCCAGAUUCACACUGAACAACUCCCUGACCUCUUUCUACAACACCAUCCUUGAUACACACCCACAGAACAGUACACAUGGCACAAAACCAGACCCUUUGCCUUAUUACAAUGACUGUAUAUGUCUGUUUUUAUUUAAAUAAAAAAAAAAAAAGGACUGAACCAUUGCUAUUCGGUAGCUUUAAACCGAAUAGCAUUAGCAACUAUUAAAAUUUAUUAGCAGUAGCACCAGUGCUAAGUCCUGCAUCAUUCCGUCUGAUUAUGCAGUUCAUGUUUCUGUUAUUGUCUAAAAGAUGUGUUUAUUGUAAAUUAUAAUAUGUAUGUAUAAUUGCAAUGGGUUUUUUUUUGUACGUUCUGAUGUUCACUUGUUUUUAAAAAAUCAAACCACUUGUCUAGAGGAAGUACCAUUUGAUUACUAACUGUUUUGAUUCAUUUUUUGCCUUCUGUAAACAACAGAAUACAGAUAGAAAACUGGGAAGAGAAUAAACAGGGAAAUGGCCAUCAGAAAUGAUCAUUGGUGCUAUCUGUGGCCAUAACCACA